Molecule: messenger RNA, 1530 nt
Organism: Capronia epimyces CBS 606.96
Lineage: Eukaryota; Fungi; Ascomycota; Eurotiomycetes; Chaetothyriales; Herpotrichiellaceae
Exons: 2
Coding region: 1-1530 (509 amino acids)
Biological process (GO): regulation of intracellular signal transduction; cellular response to L-arginine
Cellular component (GO): cytosol
Source: RefSeq, a predicted model, not a curated record
AUGGGGUCAAGCCACCGGACAUCAGAAGACGGGCGAAGAAAUCAUACUAACUCGACAUCUCAACCCCAGGAACCGCAUCUCGCGCUCAUCCACAUUCCGAUCGAGUUGUACUCGCUCUGCUUGCAGCCGAUCUUGCGACUCCUGUUUGGCGAAGACCACGACGAGGACGCGGCCAAAAUCGCCUGGACCAAUCGACACGAUUUCCUCAAUGUCUCCAUCACCCCAGUUGAAUGUUCUAUCAUGUGCUCGCGCAGUCUGGCAGACCGGCUGGUGGCGCCGGUAGCCGAUGUCCUCAACAAACUGUACGCCGGCACUGACCACGACUCCAACUCGAAUCCCAAGACGCAAAUCCAAAUCAGCACCGAAGACUACAUCGUCAUCCAGGUUGAUGGACAAGGGCUGGACGCCGGGCAGAGGGUGUUGGAGCUCACGUCGCCACUGGCCAUGGCCGGAAUAAGCAUUUUCUUCAUCACGACCUACUUCUCAGACUACAUCCUCGUACCGUUCCGCCAAUGCAGGACCGUCACGAAAGCGCUACAACAGCGAGGGUUCGUGUUUUCGCACAGUGCCGACGCUUUCGUCUCGCAGCUGUCGCCGUCAUCGCCUUCUCUCCCUCAGAGUGGACGAUUGGGCCCGACGAACUCGCCUCCACUGCUACACACAUUGACACCCACGCCCACUACACCGCCGGCGAAGGACAUCCCCGAACUCCAGAUCCGCACGUUCACCAAACUCAAGCGCAACAACAUCAGCCCGCUCGUCGACGACAGUGUCCGGCUGGCGAAUUGUGCGGGGAGCCGCGAGUAUAACCAGACCAGCGACGAGCGACUCAAGAACGAUCUUUUACAAGUUUUGUUGGCCACGGCUCCGGUGCCGUUAGGCCCGUCUAGUGCCAGUGCGCCUACCACUACGACCCCCCCAAAAGGGGACAACGACGCCGGACUGGGCGUGGGUGGAACAACAACAGCAACAACAGCCGUCACUAACACACUGACAGCGGCAGUAGACCUGGACUUUGGCGCCAAGUUCCUCUCAUUGACCAUCACCUCGGGCGAACCGAUCUCAGUGCUGUUGGAACACAGGCUCCUCGACCGCUUAGGCGAGUCUCUGCUAGGCGCCAAAUCGGAAGAAGACGCACUGGUUCCCAUCACGCUCGACCUUCGCGAGCUGCCGCUCGAAGCCACGGGCAUCGUGUGUGGUGUUGCCGGCCGGCUUGCACAAGGUAGCGCCGAGCCUGACGAGGUCGGCGAACUGAGUCCGGAGAUCAGUCCCAAGAUGUUGCCUGUGGCAGGUCCUGGAACCAGUUCGGGGGAUGUAGCUACCACGUCUACCUCUGCUUUCGCGGGGGCGGGUACAGGGUCGAGUCCAGCCACGGGUGUCACAGCGAGUUCGAGUCUCGACGAACCCAUCGAUAUCUCUUUCUUGAGCACAGCCCGAGCAGGCACGGUCAUUGUGCGCGCAAGUCAGCUGCAGAAGGCGCUGGAAGCUUUGGAUUACGGCAUGAAAUGCGUCGCGGGAGGGUCGGAGUGA